AUGACUAAUGCCUCAGGGCUCCUGGGAACAGCCCGCGGCCCCCUGGUGUCAGCAACCUGGCCACAGCCCAGCCCCCCUCCCGCCAUGCCCACCGUGCCCUCCGCGUCCUCCGUGCCUGGCGGGCCACAGAUGGACCCCAUGGGGAACAGCUCCCAGGGCGCCUCCCGCCUCUUCCUCACCACUGCGUUGGCCCGUGGCGUCUCAGGGGUCUUCGUGUGGACUGCCCUGGUGCUCACCUGCCACCAGAUCUACCUGCACCUGCGCUCCUACACGGUUCCCAACGAGCAGCGCUACAUCAUUCGCCUGCUCCUCAUCGUGCCCAUCUACGCCUUCGACUCCUGGCUCAGCCUCCUCCUCCUGGGGGACCACCAGCACUACAUCUACUUGGACUCAGUGCGUGACUGCUAUGAAGCCUUUGUCAUCUAUAGCUUCCUAAGCCUGUGCUUCCAGUACCUGGGGGGCGAGAGCGCCAUCAUGGCAGAGAUCCGGGGAAAGCCCAUCCGGUCCAGCUGCGUCUAUGGCACCUGCUGCCUGCACGGCAUGUCCUACUCCAUUGGCUUCCUGCGAUUCUGCAAGCAGGCCACACUGCAGUUUUGUAUCGUGAAGCCUGUCAUGGCCUUGGUCACCAUCGUCCUGCAGGCGUUCGGCAAAUACCAUGACGGGGACUUCAACAUCCGCAGCGGCUACCUCUACGUCACCCUCAUCUACAAUGUCUCCGUCAGCCUGGCCCUCUACGCCCUGUUCCUUUUCUACUUCGCCACCAGGGAGCUCCUGCAGCCCUUCGAGCCUGUCCUCAAGUUCUUCACCAUCAAGGCGGUCAUCUUCCUCUCUUUCUGGCAGGGGAUGUUGCUGGCCAUCCUGGAGAAGUGUGGAGUCAUCCCUGAGGUCCAGGUCAUCGACGGGAGCAAGGUUGGGGCUGGCACGCUGGCCGCUGGCUACCAGAAUUUCAUCAUCUGCAUUGAGAUGCUGUUUGCCUCCAUUGCCCUGCGCUAUGCUUUCAGCUGCCAGGUGUAUGCAGAGAAGAAAGAGAACUCACCAGCCCCUGAGGCACCCAUGCACAGCAUCUCCAGCGGCCUCAAAGAGACCAUGAGCCCACAGGACAUUGUGCAGGACGCCGUCCAUAACUUCUCGCCGACCUACCAGCACUACACCCAGCAGGCCACACACGAGGCCCCGAGCCCCAGCGCCCACCCCAGUGCAGCCAAUGGCCCCGGGGGGAUCCGGAAGAGUCGGAACGUGGAGAAGCGGAUGCUGAUCCCCGCGGAGGAGCUGUAG
Messenger RNA from Enhydra lutris kenyoni (northern sea otter), 1275 nucleotides. RefSeq names its product transmembrane protein 184A. Gene Ontology annotation, molecular function: transporter activity. NCBI's taxonomy places the organism in Eukaryota, Metazoa, Chordata, Mammalia, Carnivora, Mustelidae. The transcript is spliced from 8 exons. Gene Ontology annotation, cellular component: early endosome membrane. The record is from RefSeq and is a predicted model, not a curated record. The coding region runs from base 1 to 1275 and encodes 424 amino acids. Gene Ontology annotation, biological process: transport.